Beauveria bassiana ARSEF 2860 is the source of this 2472-nucleotide messenger RNA. RefSeq names its product glycosyl hydrolase family 92. Gene Ontology annotation, cellular component: cytosol; nucleus. Gene Ontology annotation, biological process: glycoprotein catabolic process; carbohydrate metabolic process; protein deglycosylation. NCBI's taxonomy places the organism in Eukaryota, Fungi, Ascomycota, Sordariomycetes, Hypocreales, Cordycipitaceae. Bases 1 to 2472 code for a protein of 823 amino acids. The record is from RefSeq and is a predicted model, not a curated record. The transcript is spliced from 5 exons. Gene Ontology annotation, molecular function: peptide-N4-(N-acetyl-beta-glucosaminyl)asparagine amidase activity; carbohydrate binding.
AUGCGCCGUAUCACUUGCUUCCUUUCUUGCUUCCUCACAGGACUGUCGGCCGCCACAGCAAUCGAUCCGCUCGCGUAUGUCGACCCUCUGAUCGGCUCCCAGGACGGCGGCAACGUCUUUGCCGGCGCAACGCUGCCCUAUGGCCUCGCCAAGGCUGUCGCCGAAGUCGACGGCCAAAAUACGGGUGGCUUUGCCACCGACGGCAGCAACAUCACCGGCUUCUCGAGCCUUCACGACAGCGGCACCGGAGGCAACCCGAGCCUUGGCAAUUUUCCCCUCUUUCCGCAGCUCUGCCCCGACGACGCCCUCGACGCUUGCAAGUACCGCAUCGGCGAGCGCAAAGAGCGGUACGUGAAUGAUUCCGUGCAGGCGACGCCAGGCCGUUUUGCGAUUGAGCUCGCCUCAGGCAUCCACGCGGAAAUGACGGUGUCGGAGCACGCGGCGCUGUAUCGCUUCACAUUUCCGCAAGGCGAUGCGCACCCACAUAUCCUGCUAGACUUGACGGAUCUGUGGAAGAGCCGCCAGAACGCGUCGAUUCGUGUGGACCCGGACACGGGACGCAUGACGGGCAACGGCACGUUUCUACCGAGUUUUGGCGCCGGCUCGUACGUGCUGCAUUUCUGCGUCGACUUCUUCGGCGCGCAUGUCCACGAUACCGGCGUGUGGGUCAAUAGCCGCGGCGGCACCGACCCAAAGGAGUUGUACGUGACGCGCGGCUUUAACUUGUUCUACGUGGAGGCGGGCGGCUGGGUGCGGUUCAAAACGACCGGCAAGGACCGCACAGUGACGGCGCGGGUGGGGGUGAGUUUCAAGAGCGGCGAGCAGGCGUGCCGCAGCGCCGAGACGGAAAUUGAAUACCCGCUGGACGAAGGCAAGUUUGGAAAGCUGGUGGACGGAGCGAGGGAGAAGUGGAGGGAGAAGCUGAGUCUGAUUAGUAUAAAAAGUGGCGGUGCGACCGAAGAUCUGCAGAAGAGCUUCUGGAGCGGUGCGUACCGCAACAUGAUUUCACCGCAGAAUUAUACGGGUGAGAACCCGCACUGGGAUACGGGACGGCCGUACUUUGACUCGUUCUACUGCAUGUGGGAUGCGUUCCGCGUCCAGCACCCUUUCCUGACCGUCGUCGACCCGACCGCGCAGGCGCAAAUGGUCAACACCCUGCUCGACAUCUACGUCCACGACGGCUGGCUUCCCGACUGCCACAUGUCGCUCUGCAGCGGCUGGACGCAGGGCGGGUCCAACGCCGACGUCGUCCUCGCCGACGCCUUUCACAAGAACCUCUCCACGUCCAUCGACUGGAACGUUGCACUCCGCGCCGUUCUCGCCGACGCCGAAGACGAGCCGCUCGAGUGGUCGGUCCACGGCCGCGGCGGCCUGCGCAGCUGGAAAGCGCUCAACUACAUCCCUUACCUCGACUACGACCCGCUCGGGUUCGGCACGAACUCGAGAAGUGUCUCGCGCACGCUGGAGUACGCGUAUAAUGAUUAUUGUAUCGCGACCAUGGCGGGGGGCAUGGGGAAGGCGGAGCUGAAAGAAAAGUAUUCAAGAAGGAGUACGAAUUGGCUGAAUCUGUGGAAGGAGGAUCAGACGUCAGUGAUUAAUAGCACGGAUACGGGUUUUAGAGGUUUUUUUCAGCCGAAAUAUCAGAAUGGCACUUGGGGGUUCCAGGAUCCGAUUGCGUGUUCGGCGCUGGCGAGCUUUUGCUCGCUGACGACGAAUCCAAGCGAGACAUUCGAGGCCAGCAUCUGGCAGUAUCUCUUCUACGUCCCUCACUCCACUGCCGCUCUCAUCGACCUGCUCGGCGGCGACGACGCCUUCAUCAAGCGCCUCGACUACUUCCACACCGUCGGCCUCGCCGACAUCUCCAACGAGCCCGUCUUCCUGACCGUCUACAUGUACCAUUACGCCGGCCGUCCGGCGCUGUCUACGCGGCGUAUCCAUACCUACAUUCCCAAGUCGUUUAAUUCCUCCCCGGGCGGUCUGCCCGGCAACGACGAUUCAGGCGCCAUGGGCUCCUUUCUCUUCUUUUCCGUGCUCGGCCUGUUCCCUGUCGCCGGGCAAAACGUGUACCUGAUUAGCGCGCCUUUUUUUGAAGAGGUGAGCAUCACGAGCCCGCAGACGGGCAAAACGGCGACGGUGCGGUGCAGCAAUUUUGAUGCCAGUUACAAGAGGGUAUACGUGCAGAGCGCGACGGUGAAUGGGGCGCCGUGGACAAGGUCGUGGAUCGGACACGAGUUCUUUACAGAGGGGUGGACGCUAGAGUUGGAGCUUGGGGAGGAGGAGUCGAGCUGGGGAUCGAAGAUGGAGGACCGCCCGCCGAGCUUUGCGGUCAAAAUAGGACCUUCGGCGCAUCUGCAACGCAUCCUUACCGCCUUCGAAAAAACGCCCCUCUUGACCCCUCUGGGCUUGGGGUUUACUGCUGUCACGUAUCAGAACAAGGCUGAUGAGAUGGUGGAGGGCACAGAGGGCUGCUAA